CAUCGAUAUCAAAAAACGCAAAAAAGCCUAAAUGUAGUAUCGUCUACGUACGGGACUAUAUGGACAUCUAUACUGUACUGUACGCACCACCCGCCAUACAUAUAUGCCGGCUGGUCUUCGCCGCCGCCCUGAAAGCCUCUGUCGUCUCUGUGUUCCCAAGGCUCGUCGAAGUUGUCUCUAUAAAGACUCUGUUUUCAAACUCCGCCCGACAUUCCCACAACUCCGCCCGACGACCAACAAUUGCAACUGUGACUUUCUUCAAAUAAGGCUUUUCUUCCUCCGGCCUACAAAAUGGUUGAGAUAACUCCGAACUGGCAACAAGUGUUGAUCCCAAUAGGGGCAGUCCUGAUCGCGUGGAUUGUACACAUCAUUGUGUUCCUCACUGGGAAAUGGGUAGCCCGCCAAACGCCGUGGCCAUUCGAUGAUGAUUUGGUCAACUACAGCAAAUGGCCGUUGUUUACGCUAUUCCCAGUCAUUGCGAUCCUGAUAACGAUAUCAAGAAUCAAUAUCUCGCCAGACACAUAUGUCGACCUGCACAGAGCGUUCAUGGUCAUGUUGAUUCUUUCGCUGGCAUUUUAUGCCUGCAACAUGGUCAGGUUAGCCGCCACGACACUGCAACGAGCACAGAACGUGGAAGCGGAAAACAACCUUCACGCUCGAGUGGUGCACACUCAGAUACAGGUUUUCAAGCGAUUGUGCUAUGGAUUCAUCCUCAUCAUCGCAUUGGCUUGCUGCGUCUUCACUUUUCCCACCGCAUGGCAAAUUGGAGCCUCGCUUCUUGCAAGCGCAGGUGUGAUGGGUAUUGUCCUCGGUAUCGCGGCGAAGCCUAUUCUCGAAAACACCCUCGCAUCCUUUAUUAUCGCCAUCACUCAGCCCAUCUUGUUGGACGACGAGGUGGUUAUUGACGGAGAGUAUGGACGAAUCGAGGGCGUGCACUCAAUGUACAUCGUUGUUCGCACAUGGGAUGCCCGACGACUGAUCAUCCCACUAGCGCGCGUAUUCCAAUCUUCGUUCGAGAACUGGUCGCGCCGCUCUCCAUGGAAGAUCGGAACGGCGUACGUGUACUUUGACCCGAGUGUCCCAAUGGCCGACAUCCGGACAAUCUUCACCCAGCACGUCCUCCCCACCUCCGGUGGACUCUGGGACGGCAAAGUCGCCAACUGUGCAGUGACGGAUGUUACCACCGAUGGGUGGCUUCAAAUCCGUUUCUUAGCAUCGGCACGCGAUCCCAGCAAGGCGUUUGAUCUGCGAUGCCACAUUCGCGAAAAGAUCAUCGAGGAGGUCGGGAGGCGAUACCCAUGGGCGCUCGUUCGGCGGCGCGUCGAAGUCGUAAACGACCCCUUCGCGGCGUUGGAGAAGCUUAAGAGGCAAGAUAGCGGCCUGGACGACGUCUGUAGGGCCGGUCGCGAGCCAUUGCGCAAUCUGCCCAUCUCGGCUGCUCGACCGCUGAGAGACGAGACGACAAUGACGGACAUCCACAAUGUGGUAUCCGACUCUCCAACCCCAAUGUAUGAGAAGGACUACUUCGAUGGUCUGGCUAGGGGUGAUGAUGGCGGCGGACACCAUGGCAGCUAGAAUGUUCCCAUGUAGAUGUAGAACCAUGCGGCAUAGACUUCACGGCGUACAUGUCAUAGACAUUUGC
This is a messenger RNA of Fimicolochytrium jonesii, 1642 nucleotides long. Its product is annotated as Mechanosensitive ion channel-domain-containing protein. Bases 292 to 1575 code for a protein of 427 amino acids. Gene Ontology annotation, biological process: transmembrane transport. The transcript has 4 exons. The record is from RefSeq and is a predicted model, not a curated record. Gene Ontology annotation, cellular component: membrane. NCBI's taxonomy places the organism in Eukaryota, Fungi, Chytridiomycota, Chytridiomycetes, Spizellomycetales, Powellomycetaceae.